UGUUCGAUCGGGCUACGCCAUUUUUGCGGUUGCAUCAUAUUUUUGGAAAGUGUUUUGACUGUGUCUAGUACGACUGGCCAAGUUUACCUCGUAAACGAGGGUCCAGGCCAUUUAUAGUCGAAGAAAAAGAAGAAGAAGAAGAAGUGGCAGACAGUAGUAAAUAACGAUCGCCUAAUCGGUGGUAACAGACGAAUAAAUUUAAUUAGUGAAUUUACAAUUAUUUGUGAUGCGUAAAAAAAGUUUUCGAUAGUGUUUCUACGUUACAUCAUCAUGUCAAAUAUCGACGAGUAUUACAUAGAGAUUUUGCGACUUGUAAAGCAAGCUGGUUCGAUUGUUAGGGAAAAAAUUUAUCAACGUAAAGAUGUACUUACAAAAUCAUGCGAUGUUGACUUGGUUACGGAGUGGGAUCAAAAAGUGGAAAAACUUUUAAUCGAUGGAAUAUCAUCCAAAUAUCCUGACCACAGGUUUAUUGGCGAAGAAAGCACUUCUUCGGGACAAAAAAUAGAAUUAACGGAUGCUCCAACAUGGAUAAUUGAUCCUAUUGAUGGCACGAUGAAUUUCGUUCAUGGUUUACCAUACACAUGCAUCUCGGUUGCACUGCUUAUUAAUAAAAUAACGGAAAUAGGAAUAGUGUAUAAUCCAAUCUUGGAGCAACUUUUUACUGCUCGCAAAGGUCAGGGCGCUUUUCUCAAUGGUGCCCCGAUUCACGUAUCCAAUGAAAAGGAAUUGCGUAAGGCAUUAAUAAUGGUAGAAAUGGGGACCAGUAGAAAUCGAGAAAAAUUAGAAGUAGUUCUACAAAAUAUAACGAUCCUUACAACAUACGUACACGGAAUACGAUCAUUUGGUGCGGCAGCUCUGAAUAUGUGCAUGGUGGCUCUUGGUGGUGCUGACGCUUCUUUUGAAUUCGGUAUACAUGCGUGGGAUAUUGCGGCCGGAGAUCUUAUUGUUCGAGAAGCUGGCGGUGUGUCAAUAGAUCCAGCUGGAGGCCCAUUUGACGUGAUGAGCAGAAGAACAUUAUGCGCAUCAUCGAUGGAAUUAGCUCGACAACUUUCCAAAAUAUUAGUCCAGUAUUAUCCAGAACGAGAUUAAGAAGCUUAAAAACUUCAUAUGGAAGAUGAAGAAAAAUCAUUGUACGAAUAUCGGAUU
Cyphomyrmex costatus is the source of this 1146-nucleotide messenger RNA. RefSeq names its product inositol monophosphatase 1. Gene Ontology annotation, molecular function: inositol monophosphate 1-phosphatase activity. The coding region runs from base 271 to 1089 and encodes 272 amino acids. Gene Ontology annotation, biological process: phosphatidylinositol phosphate biosynthetic process; inositol metabolic process; signal transduction. Lineage: Eukaryota; Metazoa; Arthropoda; Insecta; Hymenoptera; Formicidae. The transcript has 6 exons. The record is from RefSeq and is a predicted model, not a curated record.